Striga hermonthica is the source of this 1290-nucleotide messenger RNA. NCBI's taxonomy places the organism in Eukaryota, Viridiplantae, Streptophyta, Magnoliopsida, Lamiales, Orobanchaceae. The record is from the annotation of a GenBank genome assembly.
AUGGCCCUUCACUUAUCAAAAUCGGCCAGAAUCAUGAAACUGAAAAUGGGUUUUCUGGGAACCACGAAUUUCAGUUCCUCGAGUGGUAAUUCGUUACAGAAUAAGCGCUCUUUGUCGGAAAAUAGAAAAAGUCCAGCUUCAUUUUUGUGUGAUAAUAGGCCGACUCUUUUCUCCACUCGCCGCCUAUGCUCUGUUGAAGCUGAUAAUAGAUUGUGUUCUCCGCACAAGGUCGUCGGUGAUUCUCAGUUACUGAAUUUUCCUGGGGGAAUAGUUAAAUUUACCCCAGAACUGAACUUCUUGGCGUGGUCUCGAGAGGAAAGGGUUCAUUGCUAUCGAGUUCUUGAUGACAAUGGUCUACCGAUAAGCAGGGACUAUGUGCAGAUAGACAAGGACAUUGCUGUGAAGAUGUAUAGAGACAUGGUUAGACUUCAAACUAUGGACACCAUUUUCUAUGAAAGCCAGAGACAAGGAAGAAUAUCAUUCUAUGUCACUGCAAUUGGAGAAGAAGCCAUUAACAUUGCAUCUGCUGCUGCACUCAGCAUGGAUGACAUUGUCUUUCCUCAGUAUAGGGAGGCUGGAGUUUUGCUUUGGAGGGGAUUUACUCUACAAGACUUUGCAAACCAGUGUUUUGGGAACAAAGGCGACAAUGGCAAAGGAAGGCAGAUGCCGGCCCAUUACGGAUCCAACAAGCUUAACUACAUCACAAUUGCUUCAACGGUUGCUACCCAAAUUCCACAUGCUGUUGGUGCUGCUUACUCACUAAAGAUGGACGGGAAAGAUGCUUGUACAAUUACUUAUUUUGGAGAUGGGGGCACCAGCACGGGAGAUUUCCAUGCCGGGUUAAAUUUUGCUGCUGUUAUGGAGGUGCCCGUUAUAUUCUUUUGCCGAAACAAUGGAUGGGCCAUCAGCACCCCAGUUAGUGAUCAGUUUAGAAGUGAUGGUAUUGUGGUUAGAGGCCAAGGUUAUGGUAUUCGCAGUAUCCGUAUUGAUGGUAAUGAUGCCCUUGCUGUGUUCACUGCAGUUCGUGCGGCACGCAAGAUGGCAAUUCAUGAAUCUAGGCCUGUUCUAAUUGAGGCCCUCACAUACAGAGCAGGGCACCACUCCACGUCGGAUGACUCUUCUAAAUACCGUCCAAUUGAAGAAAUUGAAUGGUGGAGAGUGGCUCAGGAUCCAGUGGUGCGUUUUAGGAAAUGGCUUCAAGGACAAGGCUUGUGGAAUAGUCAGUCGGAGAAUGAACUCCGGGACUACGCUCGUCAGGAGGUAGUGAUAACUUGCUUUGAACUAGAUUAA